GGGACUCUAUGUGAGGGGGAACUUUGUUGCUAUGAAACUUAGGAAUAUUUGCAAAAUAUUGUAAAAAUUAUCAAAAUCCCUCGUGAAUCAAUAACCUGCCCCUAGGGUUUGAGGUUUUUAGUUUAGUUUGCCCGGAAAGGGCUUCUACACUCACUAUUCUUACACUUUUUUGAAAGAAUGUGUGAGACAGACAGUUAGCCAGCUAGCUAGCUAGCUGAGAGGUGAUACAGGCGGCAGGAGAACAAAAGAUUUUUUUGCGUUUUGGCCGGUUGUACUGACACCAAGUCCAUGCAGAACGUGUCAUUACCAUCACAAUGCCCGUUUUACUUUUUCUGAUAGACACGUCCGCUUCAAUGAACCAGCGCACCCAUCUGGGCACUACCUAUCUGGACAUAGCAAAAGGCGCUGUUGAGACUUUUAUGAAGCUCAGAGGGAGAGAUCCGGCGAGCCGAGGGGACCGGUAUAUGUUGGUAAAUUUUGAAGACGUUCCCUUCGGGAUAAAGGCUGGGUGGAAGGAGAGCCAUGCCACAUUCAUGACAGAGCUGAGGAACCUCCAAGCAACUGGACUAACAACUAUUGGCCAUUCCUUGAGGACCGCUUUUGAUUUACUCAAUCUCAAUAGAUUAGUGACUGGGAUAGACAACUAUGGACAGGGAAGGAACCCCUUCUUCCUCGAACCUGCCAUCAUAAUCGCUAUCACCGAUGGAAACAAGUUGACAAGCGGCGGUGGAGUCCAAGACGAGCUCCAUCUGCCUCUGACCACCCCGCUGCCAGGUAGUGAGCUGACCAAGGAGCCCUUCCGCUGGGACCAGCGUCUGUUUGCUCUGGUGCUGCGGAUCCCUGGCAACGCUUCGGUGGAGCCCGAACCCCUCGGAGGCGUCCCACCUGAUGAUUCUCCCAUCACCCCCAUGUGUGAGGUCACUGGAGGGCGUUCCUACAGCGUGUUCUCUCAGCGUAUGUUGAAUCAGUGUUUGGAGUCUCUGGUGCAGAAAAUUCAGAGUGGAGUGGUGAUAAACUUUGAGAAGACGGGGCCUGACCCUCCUCCACUAGAGGACGCUCCAGUUGAGCCGGUGAAGUCUGGUCCGCAGCCUUGGCAUUGCUGUCACAAGCUGAUCUACGUAAGACCAAAUCCUAAAACCGGUGUUCCCAUCGGUCACUGGCCCAUACCCGAGGCCUUCUGGCCGGACCAGAACUCCCCCACCCUGCCCCCACGUUCAGCCCACCCCCACGUACGUUUCUCCUGUCUGGACGCUGAACCCAUGGUUAUAGACAAGGUGCCCUUCGACAAAUAUGAGCUGGAGCCUUCACCUCUCACGCAGUACAUUUUGGAGAGGAAGUCCCCGCACACCUGCUGGCAGGUGUUUGUAUGUAACAGUGCCAAGUACAGCGACCUGGGCCAACCCUUUGGCUACUUGAAGGCCAGCACAGCUCUCAACUGUGUCAACUUGUUUGUGAUGCCCUACAACUACCCUGUUCUUCUGCCACUUCUGGAUGACUUGAUCAAAGUGCACAAGUUCAAGCCAACCAUCAAAUGGCGGCAGUCCUUUGAGAACUACCUGAAGACCAUGCCUCCAUAUUAUAUUGGGUCUUUGAGGAAAGCUCUGAGAAUCAUGGGAGCACCAAACCUGCUGGCCGACAGUAUGGAGUAUGGCCUGAGCUACAGCGUGGUCUCCUACCUGAAGAAGCUCAGUCAGCAGUCAAAAAUCGAGUACGACCGCCUGAUUGCCUUGAUUGGUAAAAAGCCACCGCCAGAGGCCGGCAUCAAGGUGCGUUGGCGGGGCGGAGGUAUAUCUCUGGCCCAGCGCAGGGACUUCAUCCAGCAGCUGCAGAGUCUCACAGGAGACACCCCAACUCUGCCUAUGGAGCUCAACCCCAAAGAGUUUCAAGGCUUUCACCUGGCAUUGCUCAACAAGGGCCUGAAACCUCAGAGCUUUAGAAAUCCUUACGACAUCCCUCGCAGCCACCUGCUGGACCAGCUGAGCCGAAUGAGGAGAAACCUCCUCAACACCAGCGUCUGUACUCUCAGAGGGCAGGACUCAGACCAGUUCCACAGCGUGCCAAUCGGCCAGAUGGGCAACUACCAGGACUUCCUCAAAGCUGCUCCUCAGCCUCUUCGAGACGCAGACCCAGAACAGCCCAAACGCCUGCACACAUUUGGCAACCCCUUCAAACUGGACAAGAAGGGCAUGAUGAUUGACGAGGCGGAUGAGUUUGUCACCGGCCCCCAGAACAAGGGCAAGAGACCAGGGGACAGCAACAACAUGCCGGGCGGAGGUCCCAAGAGGCGUCGCUGCAUGUCGCCUCUGCUGCGUCUGGGCAGAGCUUACACCCCUCCAGUAACACCCCCCGCCAGCCCACGCCCCACAGACAUGGACAUGAGUGAUGGAGCACCUGAACCAGACUUGAUCAUCAACCACCUGAAUCAGAACCACUAUGGCUCGGACAGUAGCUCGGAUUCGGAGGCGGAUCAUCCGUCAGGGCCUGCCAACCACCAGGAGAACCACACAUCCGUGGAUCCCCAGGACCUCCGGCACAGGGACGAAGAGGAGAAUGGACGACCCCGGGUGGGUGAGCUGCCGCUGGGCAGCGAUGAGGGUGUGGAGGUGAUUCUGGUGGAGGACCAGCCGCCUCGCUACCUGUCGCCUGCAGCUCUGAAGAAACACAUUCACAACGAGACGGCGAAGGUCAACAACGAGCUGAGGGCACUCAUCACCAAGGAGAUCAGGAAACCUGGCAGGCACUAUGAGAAGAUCUUCCUCCUCCUAAAGCAGAUCCAGGGCACUCUGGACACCCGGCUCAUCUUCCUCCAAAACAUCAUCAAAGAGGCGGCCAGGUUUAAGAAGCGCGUUCUCAUCGAGCAGCUGGAAAACUUCCUAGAAGAGAUCCACAACAGAUCCAGUAACAUGAACCAUGUGGACACUCUCUGAGACCGGCUCAUUCCCAAACUGAACUUGCUGAUAAUGAACCUGACAACCCUCCACAUCCUUCUUAACCGCCCACCCACCCUUUCUCCUGUACCAGGACCCCGCGGAGAUGAGACAAGACAGCACCCAGCUCUCAGACUAUCACCUCCUGAGUGGACUCUCUUCAUUUAAUCAACAUGUGUGAUGGUCGUGUUGGUUUAUACACAGUAUGAACUAAAAGCAAUGUUGACCCUGGAUGAUGCGAGUGCAUUUUUCAUAUAUCAUAAAGGGGGGAGUGAGGAAGUGUUUUAUUGCGGCAGGUGAAGCGUUUGCCUAUGCAAUGAGAUUUUGGGCCUGUAGAACAUUCGAGAAUGGUUGUGUUCCGCCCCUGAUUUGAUUGUCCUGUUUUUAAGUGACAAAUGAGACUGAAUAAUCUCUCAAAUGGGGGAGGUGGAGCAAACAAGGGAGCGCAGGACAUUUCUGGAGAGGAACAGAUGGCACCCUGAGCCUUGACGUGAUGUUCAGUCGUAUUUUCUCUGUGAUGAUGUUACAGACCAAAAGUGUGGGCAGGGUCCAGGUUGCGUACGGUUAUUUGUGUGUUUUCAGCCAACUCAGGGUCAGACGGGAUCCAGUGGAGACGCUCAUGAAACACUUUUCUCAUCAUACAUUUUCAUUCAUUCGCUGUUGUUUUCAUGUUGGGUAAUCUUUGGUGUUUGGUGUUGGGGGAGGACGAGAGUCUGUCAUUCUGUGUCUAUUGAAAUUUACUUUCUACACUCCACUGACUGAAGCACUCCACUUCUGUGCUCUUAAAUGGGUAUUUUAAUGGAAUUUCGAAUUCAUCAACUCGUACUUGAAUUCAAAUUUUGAAUUUGUCCAUGUGUGGUUUACAUACCACACUGACAAUUCAUAUUUCUGAGUAGUAACUUGAUGAAUAAUUUUGUUCCCCCAGGGGGAAAAAAAAAAAAAAAGAUCCACAGCUUUCAUUACGUUUGGGGAC
Messenger RNA from Toxotes jaculatrix (banded archerfish), 3900 nucleotides. RefSeq names its product integrator complex subunit 6 (gene ints6). Gene Ontology annotation, cellular component: integrator complex. NCBI's taxonomy places the organism in Eukaryota, Metazoa, Chordata, Actinopteri, Toxotidae. The record is from RefSeq and is a predicted model, not a curated record. Gene Ontology annotation, biological process: snRNA 3'-end processing. The transcript is spliced from 18 exons. Bases 315 to 2927 code for a protein of 870 amino acids.